UUAGGAGGAAUUGUCGUCCAUGGUAAAAGAAAAUAUUUAGUUUUAAAUUGAUCAAAUAUUUUUUUUAAAUAUUUAAGAAAUUUUAUUUCAUUUUUUUUUUUUCAUUUUGUUUAAACCUACUGAUUUUUGGAAACAGAAGAUACAAUGAGUGGCGGCCGAUUCGACUUUGAUGAUGGAGGAGCUUACUGUGGCGGGUGGGAAGGCGGGAAAGCCCAUGGUCAUGGAAUCUGCACCGGGCCAAAAGGCCAGGGAGAAUACUCUGGUUCUUGGAAUUAUGGAUUUGAGGUAGUAGGGAUUUACACCUGGCCCAGUGGUAAUACUUAUGAAGGAUAUUGGUCGCAAGGAAAAAGACAUGGCUUAGGCAUUGAAACUAAAGGACACUGGGUGUACAAGGGUGAAUGGACCCAUGGAUUUAAAGGAAGGUAUGGAGUCCGUCAGAGCAUGACCACUGGAGCCAAGUAUGAGGGGACAUGGCAAAGUGGACUACAAGAUGGAUAUGGUACUGAAACGUAUGCAGAUGGAGGAACCUACCAGGGUCAGUUUGCAAAUGGAAUCAGAGAGGGGUAUGGAGUACGCCAAAGUGUCCCAUAUGGAAUGGCUGCUGUUGUUCGAAAUCCUUUGCGCACCUCCCUGACCUCCCUUCGCAGCGAGCACAGCAAUGGAACAUUGGCCCAACACGAUGCCAUGUCAAUGUCUCCAGAUAACAUAGUGUCUCCAACUAUCACAAGAGGUGGCUUUGCCCUUUCGCUCUAUGCAGAUGCUGAAGCCCUCAAGGAGCAAAAGAAGGGUAUUUUCAGGAGAGGUUCCCUACUUGGUAAGCUGCGAAAAUCUGAUUCGAAGACAUCACUUUCAUCUCAAAGAAGUAAACUGAGCUUCUUGAAGGGCAUUAGCAGUAUGAGUUCUGGAGCUAGUGAUGCCACAUCUACUGUUAGUUUUGGAGACGGUACUGAACCAGAAGAAUUUCCACCAGUCGAGGCCGACAUUGAUGCCACCACCACUGAGGUCUACAUGGGUGAAUGGAAGAAAGAUAAGAGAUCUGGCUUUGGAAUAAGUGAGCGAUCCAGUGGGCUGAAGUAUGAGGGAGAAUGGUUGGACAAUCUGAGACAUGGCUAUGGUUGUACCACCUUUCCAGAUGGCACAAAGGAAGAAGGAAAGUACAGGAACAAUGUUUUCAUAAAAGGAAUGAAGAAGAGAGUGAUCCCUCUAAAGAGUGCGAAGAUCAGACAGAAAGUAGACAGAAGUAUAGAAGGAGCGCAAAGAGCGGCUGCCAUAGCAAGACAGAAAUCCGAGAUUGCUGCAUCCAGGACAGCUCAUGCCAAAGCCAAAGCAGAUGGAGCUGAGCAGGCAGCUCAAGCAGCAAACAAUGAGUCUAGCAUUUCAAGAACUAUGGCAAGAGAGCUCUCUCCAGACUUCUACCAGCCAGGGCCAGAGUAUAUAAAAAGAAAGCUAAUGCAGGAAAUCAUAGAAAAUGCAGAACCCAUGGAACUAAAAGAACAGGCCAGUGCAGCCAAUGAAGAGCCACCAGCACCAAUACCUUCUGAAAGUCCUCAGGUACAAGAUAAGCAACCAACUUCGCAGGAUGUUUCACCAGUACAAACCCCAUCCCCACAAAUGGCUGCCACUCCACCAGAUGCCAAGAGACUUAGGACAAGCUCCCAGAAAGAGAGGUUACUUACUCCUGGGAACUGGAAUGGGGAACAAACUCGUGGUGGAAGUCGAGCUACCUCCCCGCCUAAUAGCCCUUCCAAGCCAAGUAACCAAGGAACGUCUGCAAAUGUCACCAAAUUUGAAAGCCAAAUGAAACCACUUCAACAGCUGGAAAACAAAUCAACCAUUUCAGAUGUUGAGUUUCACAAGGGCUAUCACAGCUAUGCUGUGCGGACCUCCCCAGUGACUCCUCCACCGGAUUAUGAGGAUAAAGCAUUCCCAUCACCAGCAACACCAACUAAGUCAAGAACUGCCGAUUUGAAGGAAGAAAAGAAGGAUGUUUUACCAUCCCAAAAACUCCAAGAACAUGAGGCUGCUACUGAACCUCCCAAAAAAGAGUUUAAAGUUAAACCUAGUGACGAAAACAGGUUGGAUGUGAAAGUUUUAGAACCCAAGAAUGAGACCAAGAUAGUCCAGAAAUAUGAGCAAAAAUCUAUUCAGAAAUCUGAACCAAAGGUUGCACAGAAAGCGACUAAAGCAGAGCCAAAAGUCACACCCAAAGCUGCUCCUCAAAAACCUGAACAAAAAGCUCCGGCCAAGACUGAGUCCAAGGCAUUGGUUAAGUUUGAACCUAAGAGCCUGGUUAAGAAGGGUGCCCAAGCUGCUGCUGUGAAACCAGAAGAAGAAAUUGAAGAGAGACCUGAUACAAUCAUGAUCUGCAUGGUAAUAUUACUGAAUAUUGGCCUGUCUAUCCUAUUCGUACAUCUACUGACAUGAAGAAUAAGCGAAAGACGGAUUCGUGGAUUCUGAUACGUAACAAGAGGUCAUCAGGAAAAAUCAAAAAGCCGUUUUGUGCCUUGACAGUAAUUAAGAAGCCGGUAGACGAUGGACCGAUUCUUCAAUGUUCUAUCUGAGCAAUGGAUUUGUGCUUCUUUCCGCUGUCGUAUUGCACCGAGGUGUUCUGCCGUCUUGUUUGCAACGAAAGAAUAAAAAGUUAAGGGACUAUCACAACGACAAAAAAGUUAAAAAAUAAAAAAAAAGACAAAAAGAAAAAAAAAGUUCUAUCUGUGAAUAGGAGCUCAUAAACUUGGGUUUGAGGAGUUCUUUCCAUGGACACGUUGUCCACCAGAAGCCAUGGAGACCCCAAACUCAAUGCACAAGUGUAGCUUUUGUGUUUGGACAGGUUACUGGGUAUUUAUUUUCUGUGUGCAGGAUGCAGGUUGGCGAUCGCCUGUCUGAGGAAGCUGACAGGAGAUGACAUGUUUACACGUUUUCAUGCUAUAUGACAUUGUAACACCAUAAUCCAACCCCAUGUCUUAAAGGAUAGAAUUUUUUUUAGAUAGACUUUGCAUGUGUGACUGGUUUGUCCUAGAGAUGUUUUUACAAUACAAUACUAACUGAGGUGCACAUUGGUGUAUGCAUUAAACCCCUCAAUGAAAUGUUCUCUUCAUCCAUCAGGGGCCGGAGUCAUGUGAUCAGAAAGCUAUUGUGAAUGUUGCAUGUGUUUUUGGGGUGAUUAUACUGUAGUUCAGAGAGUCGUGUGCUAUUUAGUAUCUGGCUAUUGGGGUUGCUGUUUAGAAAUGUUGUAUAUUAGAUGUAUUUCAUAGUAAGGUAUAGAUAUAUAGAUAAAUAGAUAGAUGAGAUAGAUAGUUAGAUAGAUA
Messenger RNA from Hyla sarda, 3308 nucleotides. RefSeq names its product junctophilin 2 (gene JPH2). The coding region runs from base 145 to 2424 and encodes 759 amino acids. Gene Ontology annotation, cellular component: plasma membrane; junctional membrane complex; endoplasmic reticulum membrane. The transcript is spliced from 6 exons. NCBI's taxonomy places the organism in Eukaryota, Metazoa, Chordata, Amphibia, Anura, Hylidae. The record is from RefSeq and is a predicted model, not a curated record.